Molecule: messenger RNA, 254 nt
Organism: Dovyalis caffra
Lineage: Eukaryota; Viridiplantae; Streptophyta; Magnoliopsida; Malpighiales; Salicaceae
Source: the annotation of a GenBank genome assembly
AUGGGCUCUUUCUAUAUGCGACACAUUUGGUGUCACACACAACAACAAUCCCAGCAAUCACACACACUCCCAUGGCUUGUAAAUUACAAAGUGGUCCCUAUAAGUUAUGCUAAUUACCCUAUCAAACCCCGCCAGCUAAGUGCUCUAAAACGACUUCCAGCCAACGUGGCAUUCUCUAAUGUUCCUUGGAAGCUUGUUCUUAAUGGGAGAAAGAUGCUGGGGCUGCUUCCUGAGAUGCGGCAUGUAAAAGCAAA